GAAAGGUUUUGUUUGCUUCACGAAGUAGAACAUUCAUUUGCAUUUCUGCAUUUUUUUCGAGCAGCGAUGGUUUUCCCCCUAGCAGCUGUGUGGGCAGGAUAUCCCUCAAACGUUAGGGAUUUGAUUAGUUGUUAGAGGGAAAAUUSUACACCCAGAAACAACCUUGAUUUUGACAGCACUUCAUUUUGAGACCCUGGCUUUCCUCUAAAGGGUUUUGUCAUUUAUUGGGUUUAUUACUGGCCACGCGCUUUAGUUACCAACACAAUGGAUAAAGGAGGAGAGCAUAAUUUUUCUGCCUGCGUGUCACAUAAUUUUUAAAGUGCUUUUUAUAAAUCUGAUGAAGGGAAACUUCAGCGUGCGUAAAGAAGUUCGCUCUCUGCGCCGCAAGACCGCAGAGAGAAACACCAGAUGCUAUAAAGGGUCCUUCCAUGAACAUUCUCGCAGUUGCAUUUUAGCAGAAUUUUCAUAGAAAGUGGAAGAUUAGAUGCCGAAGUUUACUUCUCCCGAGGAACUCGAACGAAAAUUUGUCCGAGACGUGUACCAUGACAUAGCUCCAGGAUUUAGACACACUCGCUACAAGGCUUGGCCUUAUGUGGAACAGUUUUUAAGAUCCCAGCCUGCAGGUAGCAUUAUUGCUGAUGUUGGCUGCGGCAAUGGAAAAUACCUUGGCCUUACSACCGAUUCAUUCAUAAUGGGGUCUGAUACUUGCUUGAAGCUGGUAGAAAUUGCUCAUGACAGAUGUCAUGAGGUUGCUGUUUGCAACAACUUGAGGCUUCCUUACAAGGAUGAGUGCUUUGAUGCCAUCAUUUCCAUUGGUGUGAUUCAUCAUUUUGCUUCAGCUAAGAGGAGGCUGAGAGCAUUGCAAGAACUUGGGAGAAUACUAAGACCUGGAGGGAAGAUGUUAGUUUAUGUCUGGGCUAUGGAACAGCAGCAGAGAAAAUUUGAUGCACAGGAUGUAUUAGUUCCAUAUACUGGACAUCAAAGAUUCAGAGGGAAGCGCAGAAAAUCUAUUCAUGAAAAUAAUAAUUUCCCAGAGCGAGCCAACAGUCUAACACCAAAUGGUCAUAUCAAUUUGAGACGGUCAAAAUCAUGUGACAAGCUCUUUGACAGGUGUCAAUCAACUGGAAAUUCCAAGCACUUUGAUUUAGAAAAUAAGAACAGGGGUACAAAAGGUCAUGCUAUUUCCUCCAAGAUUGAGUUCAAAGUAUUAAAAGAGAUUAUCCAGACUAUAAAGAACAAGAAAGAUCACUUAUUAACAAACCUUAAUGCACAAGUAACUAAACUUUAUCCAGAAAGAGAGAAAAAGUUUAUGGAUGGAUUGUUGUCAGGACUCAUUGGUAGAUUUUUUGACAAGGACGUAAACACACAAAGUGAAAAUGACAAGCCUAUUCCAGCUCAAGGAGUUGACGCAAAGACAAGAAUUGCUUAUGUCACUAAAUUUGUUUCUUCUUUGGUCAAAAGAUUGUUYAAUGAAAAGAGUGAGGAAGCCGUAACUAAAGAUAAAAUGGAACCAGCACCACAUGAGACUGAACAAUUAGAAYUAAUGAAAAUAACAGAGAAAGAUCUUGAAGAAAGCUUCUUCAUYAGCCUGACAGCUUGGGCAAAGGAGAAAAUAAAUGUGCUUUCSUCUAGAGAGUGUAAGGAGAAAGUUGACCCUAAAGGAUUGCUCCUACGAGGAGAAUCUUGUGACAGUGAAUACAGUGAGGUUGAUUCUGAUGAGUACCAGUUUGCUGCUUCAGCAGCAUGUUUCUUGGAGUCGAAUGAUAAAACCAGUGCAGUAGAAGUACAAGAAAAACCUCUAAAUGACGACUACAAGAGUGUCAAGAUUCCUCCACACCUUUUGACAAGACUUUUGGACACUAUUUCUUCUUCGAGUGAUUCYGACAGUGAUGGGUCAUCAUCUUCUUCUGUUGACAGAGUAAACAGUGACUCAGGCAUUUCAGACUCUGAGCAACAGGAAACACUUGAUUUACCAGCAAAUGGCAGAAGAAGAGCCUAUACCACUUCAUGCUAUGAAAAUAAAACUCAUACGAUAGAUGACGACAUUGCCAAUGGAGAGAAAAAGCAACACAAUCUGCAGAGAUAUUAUCAUGUUUUUAAUCAAAAAGAAUUACCAGAUUUGAUAGAGGAUGGUGUGGAGGGAGUUGAUGUAUUGAAGGAAUAUUAUGAUCAYGGGAAUUGGGCUGUGAUUGCUGAAAAACAGUAAUUUUUAAAUUUUAGCAUUUUAUCUAAUUUUAUUCUUAUGACAGGAUUAGUUUCAUAUUGUUUUGCUCUCCUUCUCGAUAACAGGAAGUGGAUUAUUUCCCACUCAGAUUAGUUUUGGUAGAUGUCAAUCAAAUUAUGUAAGUGUUUCCAUGAUGUUGGCUGGAAGCACAAGAAAUGGGAAUGCCAAAGAAUGCCAUGGAAAUACCAUGACGGACGGCUACCAAAACUCUAAAAACUGUACUACCAUAACUGAGAUUUGACGAGUGUAAUGUGUACCUAAAUCUUAAUUACACUUUUAAAUCAWUCUUUUUAACAUUCAUAUUACUGGUAUCAAAUUUUAAAUUACAUGUUUUUAAUGAUUUCAUAUUUUUUUGAUAAUUUAAUUCUUACUAAGAUAUAUGCAACUUAAAUUAUUUUUUGAAAUAAUUUUCACAUUUUUAAAGUGAUGAUGGAAAUUAAUAACAUUUAUUGAUAGGAAUUAAUUUAUGUAUUUUACACUUUAGGUAUAUUUAAUUUAUUGAAUUUAAAAUAAUAAAGUACAUAUAUUUAUCUUGCUAGACAACAGACACAAUCAAGUUAAGUCUGCCAGAAUGCUAAGCAGGAUUUAUAGUGACUGUCACUUAAUCGUGGGUGUUUCAAUUUAUGUAGGGGAGGGGUGCAGUUGCCUUCUAUGCAGACAUCUUUAGUUUUGUCACAUUGUGGCGCAAUCGUUCAGGAUGUCUGUGCAGGAGAUCUAGGAAGAAUACCAGGCCAUUUUUAUGAGUAUCACAUGAAUGAAUGAAAGGAUACGAGAGAAUAAUUUCAAAAAAGAAAAAAAAAAAGAAAACUAAUUUUCCAUACAACAGAGGGGCAGCCACUAACCGUUCUUGUCUAGUCUUUAACUUAGAACUUUAUAAAGUUUACCUUUAUUGUAGAUUUAUUUAUUGAAAUUUUG
This is a messenger RNA of Actinia tenebrosa (Australian red waratah sea anemone), 3139 nucleotides long. RefSeq lists its product as uncharacterized. The record is from RefSeq and is a predicted model, not a curated record. Gene Ontology annotation, cellular component: cytoplasm; nucleus. NCBI's taxonomy places the organism in Eukaryota, Metazoa, Cnidaria, Anthozoa, Actiniaria, Actiniidae. Gene Ontology annotation, biological process: tRNA wobble uridine modification; tRNA methylation. Gene Ontology annotation, molecular function: tRNA binding; tRNA (5-carboxymethyluridine(34)-5-O)-methyltransferase activity; S-adenosylmethionine-dependent methyltransferase activity.